Kwoniella shivajii is the source of this 1251-nucleotide messenger RNA. RefSeq lists its product as uncharacterized. The transcript is spliced from 7 exons. The coding region runs from base 1 to 1251 and encodes 416 amino acids. The record is from RefSeq and is a predicted model, not a curated record. NCBI's taxonomy places the organism in Eukaryota, Fungi, Basidiomycota, Tremellomycetes, Tremellales, Cryptococcaceae. Gene Ontology annotation, molecular function: tRNA (cytidine-N3)-methyltransferase activity.
AUGUCAGAAAUAUCAGCUUCUCAACCUGAAGCAUCUUCUUCGACUUCUUCACCGGUAAUACCCACUGAACCAGCAGUACUACCACCGAAAAUGAGGGUAGCUGAUAAAUGGGUGAAACCUAAUGGGCCACCUGUAGGUUCUACUUUUGGUGCUAGGCUGUUGGAUGGUGAUAGAGAUGUAUUCGAACACAAUGCAUGGGAUCAUGUGACUUUACCUGAAGAUUUCAAGUUGAAAGCGGCGGAAAUCAUGGAAUUACACCGUUCAAGUCCCGUAGCUGAAAACCUGAGAGACGGAUAUAAUGCCAAACCUGCUCAUUAUUGGGAUAAGUUUUACACUAAUCAUGAAGAUGGUUUUUUCAAAGAUCGUACUUGGUUAAGAUUGGAGUUUCCAGAACUCGUAGCCUGUAGUGAAUCUGAUGCUGGACCAAAGAUCGUACUGGAAGUAGGAUGUGGAGCGGGAAAUACGGUUUUCCCAUUAUUAAUGAGAAAUGAAAAUCCAGAUUUAAAGAUAUUCGCAACUGAUUAUUCUAAAAAAGCUGUUCAAGUUGUGAAAGCAAAUAAAAUGUAUCCACGGGCAGAGCAUGGUUUAGGUGAAUUAAAUGCUAGUGUAUGGGAUAUUACCUCGAAACCUUCUCCUUCCUCUUCUUCUUCUUCCUCUUCAUCAUCGACCGACCCAAUCCCGAAUAAUACUUCGACAGCAACUUCAAUGCUGGAAAGUCAAAUACCAGAACAUGAUACAAACGAUUCAAAUGGUGGAGAGGUGAAGAUAGUGGAAGAUACCUUGAAUGAUUUAUCAUUAUCGGAAAAUACAAAAUUAGAAAAGGAAUAUUCACUACCUGAAGGUAUAGAACCCGGAAGUGUGGAUGUCAUUUCUGUCAUUUUCGUUUUGUCAGCUUUACAUCCCAAAGAAUGGAAGCAGGCAAUUACAAAUUUAUAUGCUGCUCUCAGACCAGGUGGUUUGCUUUUGAUACGUGAUUAUGGAAGACAUGAUUUAGCUCAAUUACGUAUAAAGAAAAACAGACUGUUAGAUCCCGAAACACCAAAUCUGUACAUAAGAGGUGAUGGUACCAGAGUCUAUUUCUUUGAGAAAGAGGAGUUGGAAGGCAUGUUGACUAAUCCCGUGUCAGAAGAGGGAAAUAAGAAUAUGUUUGAAGUUGUACAAUUAGGUGAAGAUAGAAGAUUGAUCGUCAAUCGAAAAGAGAAGAAACAAAUGUAUAGAAUCUGGUUACAGGUCAAAGCUAAAAAACUGUAA